Molecule: messenger RNA, 380 nt
Organism: Pyricularia oryzae 70-15
Lineage: Eukaryota; Fungi; Ascomycota; Sordariomycetes; Magnaporthales; Pyriculariaceae
Exons: 2
Coding region: 48-380 (110 amino acids)
Source: RefSeq, a predicted model, not a curated record
CUUGGGCGGGAUUACCAAUACCAAGAUCUUGAACUGCUUCAGUUCAGAUGUAUUUGCUGGGAUGUGACCGCCAUUAUUUCUGUCUUUCAUGGUACCAAGGGGGCGGUUUGGUUCGUGGGUUCCGACCUGAGAUUAGCCGACGUUCGAAUCCUGCUCCCUCCACCUCCUCCCCGCUUACCGUGGCAAGGAUAACCCGGCUGGCUAUCGACAACAACCACCCGCCUGUGCCGUCGAGCCCACACUUGUUGGGAACUUCGUCUCCAUGGCUACAAACGACCGACAGCUCCGCUGUUUGGACACAGGCCCCUCUCGAUGAAGAGCCGUCAACUGCCGUCAGACGAAUCCUCCGUGCGCCUGAAGGCACGGGGUCGCGUCAGUGA